Messenger RNA from Thelazia callipaeda (thelaziosis nematode), 2079 nucleotides. The record is from the annotation of a GenBank genome assembly. Lineage: Eukaryota; Metazoa; Nematoda; Chromadorea; Rhabditida; Thelaziidae.
AUGCCAUUAGAGGAAUCGAUUGGGUCGAAGCAUCUUCCAACAUUAUAUGAGAAUCUUCGUCUGAGCGAUCAAGGGCUGUGGAGUGAGUUUGCUCGCUCGGUAAAUUGCGAAACAGUGUUUCCUCCGGCAGUUGAUGCUGUAAUAACGCCAUUCCAAAAAUUGAUCGUUAUCCAAACCAUUCGACCGGAAAGAUUGCAUUCUGCUAUGGUGGCUUUUGUCAGUAAAACAUUAAAUGUGGCAGCAGUGAAUCCACCUCCACUCAACUUAAGAUCGAUUUUCAAAUCAGAAAGCAGUGAAAAUGAACCAAUUUUAAUAUUUGUUAGCACUGGAGUGGAUCCUUCUGAAGAACUGGAAGAGUUGGUCAGAAAUGAACGAUUGGAAGCUAAAUUCCAUCAAAUUUCAAUGGGUCAAGGACAGUGUGAAGCAGCUCUUACAGCUAUCCGAACGUGCGCUAAAAAUGGAGGUUGGGUGUGCCUGAAGAAUGUUCAUCUUGCGAUUAAUGAUUUAAUGGCUGUUGAGAAGGAGUUUUUGUUAUCAAAACGCGUUCCCAGCUUUCGAUUGUGGUUAACUUCAGAAUCGACGGAAAAUUUGCCACUGCAAUUAAUACAGACGUCUUUAAAAAUUAUUUAUGAGUCACCACAUGGUAUGAAGAACAAUAUGAAAUUAAUUUAUUCUGAAUGGCAGAAUUCUGAUCGUAUUUUCGGUGCUGCAUAUUUGCAAACUUUAUUCUUUUUGGCUUGGUUACAUACAAUUCUGCAGGAACGACUAAUGUUCAUUCCUCAAGCUUGGCUGAAAUGCUACGAAUUUAGCGACAGUGAUUUGCGAGUAGCGAAGAAAUUUGUUGAAAGAUUCAUUAAAGGGAACGGAGAUUUCGAUUGGUCAUUACUGCGUGGCCUUAUCGAAAUUGUUGCUUACGGUGGACGUAUCGACAAUGAUUUUGAUAUUAGUAUUUUGACAACAUAUUUGAAACUCUAUUUCAAUUCUUCCGUGAUUGGCGCAAAUAAUUAUGAGAUUGCUCAAAAUAUUCUAGUCCCAUUUUCAAGCAAUAUUAUGGAUUAUAUCGAUGUAAUUGAGAAAAUACCAGAAGAAAACAGUUCUGUUCUACUCGGCUUACCUGCAAAUAUCAGUACUACUCGCUUAAUUACUGAAGGACAAGAAACAAUCUAUAAAAUCCGUAAUCUACAGAUUGUUAAUGCUGAAGACCUUGCAACUGACAGGAAUGAAUGGAACAAAUUACUGGGUCCAAUCUUAUCGCUUUGGAAACGACUAAUUUCUCACUCAGCAUUGCAUUCCAUGAAUAAACGAUCAUUACAGCAUACUGAUGACCUUAUUUUAGAAAUCAUUUCCUUGGAAUACGGAUAUGCAGUAACAGUGAUCCAAAAUGUUCACAUAUAUCUUGCAGCCAUAAGCAGAUGUCUACGUGGCAAUCAACCACCUUCACCUAAUGUUUUAAAUGGCAUAAGGUCACUCAUGUUGCAUGAGACACCAAAAGAAUGGCAAGAAGUUUGGCAAGGACCACAAGAUCCUGUUCAAUAUUUAACCCUUCUUGUGCAAAAGGCAAAUUCCGUAAAUGAAUUAUCGCGAAUUAAGGAUAGUCGUCUCAUAUUAAGUGCUCCUAUUAAACUUGGCACAGUUUUUCGACCUAUUAACUUCUUUAAUGUGCUACGACAACUAACUUCAAGGCUAUUUCAUUUUUUGACUUCGACAAUUCUCGCUAAAUAUUUUAGGGAAAAAAAUAUAACAAUGGAUCGACUGAAAUUAUCUACUGCAUGGAAUGCUGCACUUUUUGAAGAUAAAACGUAUAUACUAGAAAUAUCCGGAAUUUGUAUUCAAGGAGCACUGUUUGAAAAUUAUAUCGUUGAAACUGAGCAAACAUCCCCUUCUGUCACAGUGGCACCAAAUCUGUUUAUUGCAUGGAUUCCAGUUGAUGCACCAGAUGUGUACAAAAGCUAUAAUUCAGUGUCGGUUCCUCUUUAUGCUACUCCUGAACGAAAUGAAUUUAUCGCCAAAGUCCAGAUACCUUGCACAAAUCCGGAACAGUGGAUUAUCGCUUCAGUUGCUUUGUUUUUAUCGAAUUAG